Vitis vinifera (wine grape) is the source of this 902-nucleotide messenger RNA. Its product is annotated as phloretin 4'-O-glucosyltransferase. The coding region runs from base 91 to 864 and encodes 257 amino acids. Lineage: Eukaryota; Viridiplantae; Streptophyta; Magnoliopsida; Vitales; Vitaceae. The record is from RefSeq and is a predicted model, not a curated record. The transcript has a single exon.
CUCACGGGCCACAAACACAAUCUGCCUCAAAUCAUUAUAUACAUCACCCAUGCAACUCACGGGCCAGAAACACAAUCCUCAGUCACAGCAAUGGGGCAGCACCACUUCCUCAUUAUAUCACAUCCACUGCAAGGCCACAUCAACCCAGCCCUCCAAUUAGCCAAGCGCCUGAUCAGAACCGGCGCCCACGUCACAUUCGCCGUCUCCGUCUCCGCCCAUCGCCGAAUGCCCAAAGAUCCGACCCUCCCCGGUUUAACCCUAGUCCCCUUCUCCGAUGGCUAUGAUGAUGGGUUAAAGUACUCCAAUGAUCAUGCCCAGCACUAUAUGUCCGAGAUCAAGCGUUGUGGAUCAGAAACCCUCAGGCGGAUCACUGCAAUGAGCGCUGACCAAGGCCGACCAGUUACUUGCUUACUGCACACCAUCCUCCUAACCUGGGCGGCAGAACUGGCGCGUAGCCUUCAGGUUCCGUCGGCGCUUCUUUGGAUUCAGAGCGCCACUGUUUUCACCAUUUACUAUCAUUACUUCAAUGGUUAUGGUGAUGUGGUUGGAGACUGCAGCAAUGAGGGUUCAAGUCCAAUUGAGUUACCGGGGCUUCCAAUACUGCUGUCUAGCUGUGAUAUUCCGUCUUUUUUACUCUCUUCAAACAUAUAUGCUUCGUUGCUCUCAACAUUUCAAGAGGAAAUGGAGGCACUAAGGCAAGAGACGAACCCCAAAGUGCUGGUGAACACCUUCGACGCACUGGAGGCCGAGGCGCUACGAGCUGUGGAUAAGGUUAAAUUGAUUGGAAUUGGACCUUUGGUCCCAUCUGCUUUCUUAAACCUACUAUUUGUCUCUCUCAUCUCUUUCUAUUGUGGUUGUCAAUAAUGUCGGUACAAUAAUAGAUGAAUUGUAUUUUGAGGUCA